Sinocyclocheilus anshuiensis is the source of this 2702-nucleotide messenger RNA. RefSeq lists its product as uncharacterized. Lineage: Eukaryota; Metazoa; Chordata; Actinopteri; Cypriniformes; Cyprinidae. The transcript has 8 exons. The record is from RefSeq and is a predicted model, not a curated record. The coding region runs from base 274 to 2055 and encodes 593 amino acids.
UCAGAGUGCACGCUGCACUGUUUUCCUUUCACAAUAAUGGACGAGAAAAAGUUAGCAGUAAGCUGCAAGUUAGCAGUCCAGAUAUAAUCAAGAAAAGUGUCCAGUAUAUUGUUAGUCAGUAUUAAGUCUUUUUCGAUCAGCAAUCGGUUUUUCGAUUCUGUCAGUUUUAUUGCUGCGACUCUUGACACACCCAGAAACAACGGAGCAGUUUAUUACAAAUAAUAUCUACCGUUCGUCUUCGGGAAAUCAGAUUUGAUUAAAACCAACAGCAUCAUGAAGACAUUUGUAUUGUUCUUCCUAUACUCGUUGAUCACGGAGGGUGUGUUUGGUAAGUCAGUGUCAUUGACAUUGACUGAGGGAGAUUCUGUCACUCUACACACUGGUCUCACUGAAAUACAGAAAAAUGAUGAGAUAGAGUGGAGGUUUGAUCUCCAUCGCAUAGCUAGAAUAAAAAAAGACAAAGAAUCCCCAGAAUAUGAUGAUAAUCUUAAUCGGAGAUUCAGAGGCAGACUGCAGCUGAACGUUAAGACUGGAGAUCUCACCAUCACCAACAUCAAAACCACAGACACUGGAGUUUAUAAAGGAUCCAACAGCACCAGCAUCUUAGAGGAAUUAUUCAUUGUCACUGUUGUGUCUGUAGAUCAAAAGCACUCAGUGCUGGUGGGAGAGUUUGUCACUCUACAGACUGGUCUUACCGAUACACAGAAUUAUGAUGUGUUACGGUGGAAGUUUGGACCUCAACACUCUACUAUAGCUGAAGUCAAUAUAAAGGAUGGAAAAGUCUCUACAUUUGAUAAGACAUUCACAGACCGACUACGGCUGGACUAUCGGACUGGAUCUCUGACCAUCACAAACACGAGAACUAAAGACUCUGGACUUUAUGAGAUUGACAUCAUCAAAAGCAGCAGUUACACCAUACAGAAGUCAUACAAUGUGACUAUCAGCGGUGAAGUGAAGUCACUAUCAGUGAAAGAGAGAGACUCUGUUAUGCUACACACAGAUACUGAAAUACAGUAUGAUGAUUCCAUACUUUGGAUGUUUGGAGACAUUGUCAUUGUGUCAUGGUCAAUUUAUAAAGCAAAACGACAUGUCUCCAUAUAUAAUGGUCCAGAUGGGAUAUUCAGAGACAGACUGAAGCUGGACGAUCAAAAUGGAUCUCUGACCAUCACAAACAUCACAACUCAACAUGCUGGACUCUAUAAACUACAGAUCACCACCAGCAGACACACCGUAAAUAGGAAAUUCCUUGUUAAUGUCAAAGCUUUUACAGAUCUGCCUUCAGGUGGUGAAGCAGGAAUAGGUGUUGGGUUUGUGAUCGGGGCUAUAGUUGUUGCAGCUGUAGCUGGUUGUGUGUAUUUCUGUUACUGCAGGAGUUCUGUACUAAAAAGGCUAGCAUAUGAAGACAAGACACUCCCAGUGAUGAAGGGAGGUUCUGUUAUUCUCGAGACUGAUGCUAAAGUACACAGAGAUGUUCUGAUACUGUGGGUGCGGGAAGCCACUGUCAUAGCUGAAAUCAAUGGAGGGACCAGAAAGUGCUCCAUAUAUGAUGAUGUUCUUAAUAAGAAAUUGAGAGGCAGACUAAAGCUGGACAAUCAAACAGGAUCUCUGACCCUCAGGGACAUCACAACUGAACAUGCUGGACAAUAUUCAUUAAAGAUGAUAAGAGGACAAAGUGUUUCAUUCAAGUCAUUUUAUGUUAAUUUGUGCGAUACAAUGGAGUCAGUGUCAGUGAUGAAGGGAGAUCCUUUCACUCUACGAUCUGGUCUUACUGCAAUACAGGAAGAUGAAGUGAUACAGUGUUUGUUUGGAGACAAGGGCAAUCCCAUAGCUCAAAUCAAUGGAUGGGCCAAAGAAAGCCCUAAAUAUUAUAAUAAUGACAGUUUCACAGGCAGACUGGACAUGAAUUCUGAAACUGCAUCUCUGACCAUCACAGACAGCGAAACCAAAGACUCUGGAGUUUAUGAACUACAUAUUUUCACACCCGAAAAAAAAAUAGCAAAGUUUUUCAGUGUUACUGUCUCUGACCCUACUAUAGAUGCAUCUUUAUUGAUUUGAGACGAUUCCAACAACUUCAGUAUGCAGUUGUACAGUACGACUGUAACAUCAUUCAAAAUAAAUCAAAAUCAUAUUUUGGUCAUAUGGUCAUAUUCAUACCCAUGUGCUGUUGAGCAGUUAAAUAAUAGUAAAACAGAAUAAAUGUAGAAACAUUUCAUUUAUUAUUAAGUUGAAGGACGUACACAUAGAUCUUUAUAAUAAUUCUCGUCUUUAUUUGAUCCUUUAAUGUUAAACAUCUAUACAUCACUUUUCAUACCUCUUACUCUAUUCAUAUAAUGCUGUUUCUGCAGGUAUUAAUUGAAAUAUCUCAUGAGAAAUAUCAUGUAUAGAUUGUAUAAGAAAAUGUAUUAUACCAGUAUUCUGACUGGCAUACAUUCCCCCAACCCCCCAAUUUAGUAUUAUAUUGCUUUUCUGAUUGCUUAUAUUGUAAUCCGUAUAUCGUUUUAAUCAUAUACUGCAUAAUUGCAUUUAUAUUCUAUUCAUCUAUAUUUUGUAUCGUCAGAAGUGAAUUUGCCCAUCUGUCUCUGAUCAGAUGUGAAUGUUAAAUAGUAAAAUCUGAUAAUUGAUCAUUUAGCUCUAUUUUAUACCUUAUUGAUUUCUGAUUGUUGUUUUUUUUUUUUUAAGAAUAGAAGCUUUGGUUUGAAUUU